This is a messenger RNA of Penicillium macrosclerotiorum, 2475 nucleotides long. RefSeq lists its product as uncharacterized. NCBI's taxonomy places the organism in Eukaryota, Fungi, Ascomycota, Eurotiomycetes, Eurotiales, Aspergillaceae. The record is from RefSeq and is a predicted model, not a curated record. The transcript has 6 exons. Gene Ontology annotation, molecular function: calcium-dependent cysteine-type endopeptidase activity. The coding region runs from base 1 to 2475 and encodes 824 amino acids. Gene Ontology annotation, cellular component: cytoplasm. Gene Ontology annotation, biological process: proteolysis.
AUGGAAUUCGACGACGACAUGGUUUGUGGCGGGUCGGCGCCCCCGCCGUCGUCUCGCUCUAACAGUAGGCCGCCACCUCGUGCUCGGUGCCAACCUCCGCAGGAGUCAGUGAAGCAAUUUUGGGAGCAGUUUAACACCAAGUAUCCUGGCAAGGUGUAUACAGUGCUGCCAGAUAACCCCUAUGCGCGCACGCGAGCCAAGAGGGUCCCCAACGGAGUGAUUCAGGGACAUGAGGCCGUCAAGUCAUACGAGCAGGCACGGCACGAGUGUCAGACAUCUGUGGAUCGCAUUGUCAAGGAGUGCCGACGAGUAAACCAAAAGUAUACCGAUCCACACUUUGAUAUCGAGUUGGAUCUCAAGUCCAACCGAAGACAUUAUCUGGACGAGUUAGACAAGGUCAAUGACUUCAUGAAACCUCGCGGCGUUAAGAGAGUAACGGAAAUAUUCGAGAAUCCUCAAUUUUAUGUGAACGGACCAACGGCCUCAGAUGUGCGCCAAGGCUAUGAUGGCGAUUGCUGGCUGAUGGCAGCACUCUGUACGAUGGGAAACAAGGCCGGCCUCAUCGAAAAGAUCUGUGUCGCCCGUGAUGAAAAGGUCGGCAUCUAUGGCUUCGUGUUCUAUCGCGAUGGUGAAUGGCAGCAGUGCAUUGUAGAUGAUAAAUUGUACCUCCGUGCCGCUAAUUAUGAUGAGUCGGUCGAGGAGCGCAUGACUUGGGACGAUAUCAAUCGCAAUGACACCGAAGAAGAGUACCGCCGCGUAUGGCAGACCGGAUCGCGAGCACUGUACUUUGCACAAUGCGUGGAUCCCAACGAGACGUGGCUUCCAUUACUGGAAAAGGCGUUUGCCAAAGCUCACGGCGACUAUUCUGCCAUUGAGGGGGGGUUUGUUGGCGAAGCCAUUGAAGAUCUGACGGGCGGUGUCACAUCCGAGGUGCUGUCUAGCAAUAUCUUAGACAAGGAUCGCUUCUGGAAGGACGAGCUCAUGAAAGUCAACGAGGAAUUCUUGUUUGGCUGUGGCACUGGUCUCUUCUCCAACUGGUUAGAUCUCAAGGCCCCGGUUCGAGACCGAAAGGGCAUCUCGGAGAACCACUCUUACUCAAUCAUGGAAGCUCGGGAAGUCAAGGGAAAACGUCUGCUUCGAUUGAGAAACCCCUGGGGUAAGAGAGAAUGGCGGGGUGCCUGGGGUGACGGGUCGAAGGAGUGGACGGUAGAGUGGAUGGAGCUGCUGGGUCACAAGUUCGGCGACGACGGGUUCUUCUGGAUUUCCUACGAUGACCUAUUAAAGAACUACCAACAUUUCGACCGGACUCGUCUGUUUGGCAAUGAAUGGACCAUUACCCAACAGUGGACGACCUUGAAUGUGCCCUGGUCUGCCGAUUACCACAGUGCCAAGUUUAUUAUGAAUGUUACCAAGCCUGGCCCGACUGUCAUUAUUUUAUCACAGCUUGAUCACCGCUAUUUCAAAGGUCUGGUUGGCGAGUACAAAUUUGUGCUCAAGUUCCGAGUCCAGAAAGAGGGCGAAGAAGACUAUAUGGUGCGCAGCCACAGCAGCCACUUCAUGAGUCGGUCCGUGAAUGCUGAGAUCGACCUCGACCCGGGCCGUUAUCACGUCUUGAUGAAAAUCACCGCUUUCCGCGAAGACAAGGAGUCGACUGAGGAGACCGUUCGCCGCCUGGCAGCAACCAGGCGUGAGAAGCUUGUUCAGGUCGGGCUUUCAUACGAUUUAGCACAUGCCAAGGGUCUCAUUGCAGAGACAGAGCAGGAAAGAUGCGAGCAGGAAAGACGCAAGGCCGCUGAACGGAAGAAGCUACGGGACGAGACUAAAUGCAGGUUGCAGAAAGAAUGGAUUCGAGAGCGCAAGCUGGCUGCUCGACAGCAGCGCCAGGCUGUCCACCGGCAAGGAAAAAUGCCCAAUGGCAGAGUUUACGAGCGAAGCCCUGAGCGUAGUCCCGUUUCCAUGCAGAUAUUGAAUGACAGCAAAGCAACCCAAUCACCCACCGAGGUUUGCAGCCUCUCUAGUGAUACGAGUGACCGAAAACCCACAGCCAAUGGCCAGGUCCCAACCAUUCAGUUCAAUGGAAUCCACGCCAGAAACUCCAGCAGCUCUACAACCGGCUCUACCUAUCGACGGACUGAGUCCCCACGUCCGAGUCUGAAUACUCGCCUGGCUACGGGGGCUCUGGACAUCAGUGAUCUGGAGUUGCUGGACGGGUUCGAAUUCGAUAGUGACCUAGACAUGCCCCCUGAUGAGGCUGAUCAUAAGAACCAGAGACCAUUUUCCGACCUGGAGGGGCCUGCAGACGACCCCUGGAAUGCGGUGUGUGUUGUUGGGCUUCGAGUUUAUUCUAAAGAUCCCAAGCUCAGCUUGCAGGUGAUGCACCCCCUGCCAGACGACGACACAGAGGCUGCUCUUGAUCGAGAUGAUCCUGCGGCUUCGGCGACACUUGAGAAAAGCUUUUGGAGCAGUCAUAUUUAG